Malassezia globosa CBS 7966 is the source of this 1569-nucleotide messenger RNA. RefSeq lists its product as uncharacterized. NCBI's taxonomy places the organism in Eukaryota, Fungi, Basidiomycota, Malasseziomycetes, Malasseziales, Malasseziaceae. The transcript has a single exon. Bases 1 to 1569 code for a protein of 522 amino acids. Gene Ontology annotation, molecular function: ubiquitin binding. The record is from RefSeq and is a predicted model, not a curated record. Gene Ontology annotation, cellular component: endoplasmic reticulum.
AUGACGAACGACACACUGCUUGUACAGCUUCGUGCAGAGCUGAUGCAGCGAGACAUAUCCGCAGCACAACAGCCUGACGACGAGGCCCUGCAGAUGAUGCUAGAUGUUGAGCAUGGGGACGUGAAUGCUGCAGCGGAGGCCAUACGUGACGCGCACACAGCUGAAAUGCGUGUCUCUUCGCAGAUGCCGGCGGCAUCAGCGACAACAUCGUUGCAGGAUUCUAUGUUCGCAGCGCGCGCAUCGACAGAGCCCGCCGCUACGUCGCUCACAGCCGCACUACCAGCCUCUACCCCUGCGCGCAUGCAAGAGGGUGCGCCGACAUCGUGGCUUGCUUGGGUUUUACGUCUCGUGUCAUGGCCAGUCUCUUGGAUAGGCGCAACAAUGCUUUGGUGUUUCCGUUUACUUCACCGCCUCAGUGGGCAAAGGCAAGGCACCGAAUCCAAUGGCCUCACUCGGUAUGCACAAGACCCGGACGUCUGUGCACGUGUAUGGAUUGACGAGCUCGAACGCGACACGAAUGGCUCCAUAUCGCGUGAUGCCACAUCUAUGCAGCGUGUCUCGCUUCCACCGUUCAUUGGAUGCAGCUACUCAGAGGCACUGCGCCGAGCAAAACACAAUCUUCAAAUCCUCGUGGUCAUACUAACGAGCCAAGCGCACAGUGACUACCAAAUCUUCCGCCAGCAGGUGCUUACAGACCCUACUCUUGUGCGCACGCUGCAAUCGCCGGACCUGCUCGUGUGGGGCGGCGACAUUCGUGAUCGAGAGGCGUUCCGCGUUGGUACACUACUCGAGGCAAGCACGUAUCCGUUUAUUGCAUUCAUUGCACUGCAACCGCGUCGUUCUCGCUCGCGUGGAACGAUCGUGCCGCACCCAGCAGUGCUAUCCCGGAUCGAGGGAUCACCACACACCGCCCUUUCAGCUUCUGCACUUUCCACACACAUCACGGACGUUUUGCUGCCUCGCACAUACUCUUACCUUACUCAGCUACGACGCGAACGUCGGCACAGGGAUAUGGAGCGAGAUCUCAGGAUGGAACAAGACCGAGCGUAUGAGGAAGCAAGUCAACGUGAUCAAGCCCGGGUACUACGCAGCCGAGCUGAGCACGAGCGUCAGAUGGAGCAGCAACAGUCACAAGCGGCUGCCGAGGCAGAGCGUGCUCAUCAACAUGCGCUUCAUGCACAAUGGCGCUCAUGGGCACGUGCAUCUCUAGUGCCAAAAGAGCCUGACGUGGGUGUAGCACCUGCAAUUCGCAUCUCUGUCAAGCUGCCGGAUGGGCGCAAUCUCCAGCGCCGAUUCCGCUCCUCUGAUACGUUAGAGCAGUUGUAUGCGUAUGUUGAUACCAUUGAUGUCCUUCCUUUGCAACAUUCGCUUCCUAAAAUGGAUACUUCGUACGUUCACACGUACAAGUUCCACCUUGUACAGACAUAUCCUCGCCGUGUGCUGCCACUAGAGCAUCUUUCAAUGCAACUUCAGGACAUUGAGGGACUUGGGCCUAGUGCGAACCUGAUUGUCGAGGCGUCUAUGUCUUUGGUGGACGAAGACGAGGAAGAUGACGAGGAUGAACUAUAA